AAUGUUCAUCUUCUUGCUAUUGAACAUUUCUUGUACUUUCAAUUGGUUAUGAAGAACCAAAAAAGUGCCGCAAAAGAUAUACAGUUACCUCACAUCAGGGAAGUCAGUUCCUCAUUUUGUUUUUGGGAAAACGUACUAGUAAUGAAGACCUUCACAACAAAAGAAGUUGUUUCAAUUUGCAGGGCUUUUGUGUAUUCGAAAAACAGACUAUACGUUGAAAAUGUAUUAGAUUGUGAAAUUGGAUCCAUCAGGUUCAACUGGUAUCAGACCAUUUAUAGGGGACUGCAACUAUUACCAGGUGACAUAGUUGAUGAGCAGAUCAUUUUUAUGGUGUCGGAUCAUCUAAAAGCCUGUGAUCUUGAGCGUUAUGUAAAGGAAGAUAGUGAAAAUAAUGAGGCUUUGCUACGAGUGAUGAAAACCAACGAAUCGCUGUGGAAUUUUGUUGGCCAGUAUUCAAGUGAAACUGCUUUCACGACUGGCAGCUUCGGAGUAUAUUUAUCUCAACUAAUUUUAACAUGGUUCAAAGAUGAACUGUAUAAUAUUUUUCAGCUUCUCCAAAAUGUUGUAUUAAGCGAUCUUUUCUCCUGUCAUACGAACAAAAACAUUUUGUUGAAUAUAUUUACUUGCUGCUUGUGCAGCAGAGCAGACCAAGCUCUGGAGAAUCCAGCUGAGUGGGAUAGCUUAAUCGGGCUUGUGGAAGUUUCCCGUACCUUUGUGCAUGAUUUGAAUGUAAGGGUACAGAACUUUAGUACAUCAGACUCUGAAUGCCCUGAUCCUUUCCAGCAUACAAUUAACAUGGUUCGAUUAGUAAAAAUAUCACCUGAUGUACUAAUGGUUGUAUCCAUCGUACAAGAGUAUUCUAGUGAUAUGUGGCUUAGUCAUCUGCUUGCGUACAAUUUGUUUGAAUUGUGUGUGAUCCAGUAUAAUGUUGAUGACAAUGACAAUAAUCUUCACACAAAAAUGCUUCUUAUGGACCAGAAGUUUCUUCAGAUUCUGUACAAUGUAUUUAUAAAUGAUGUCAGCAAUGCAUCUGCUAGUGCUAGUGCUAGUUCUUUAUGCAAUUCCUUCUCAUUUGAACAGCUAUGUGCGAUUGUUGACUUACUUCCAUACAUAGAGCCAUGUCCUGCUGCUUUCUCAGUUCUCUGUAGGAAUUCAAUUUUUUGUUGGGAAAAAGAAAUUCAAAUGAUCCAUUUCAAACAGUAUCUUGAUCAGUGGAAAGACUUAACGGCAAUUGAUAAACAAAGAACCAUAUACAUGAUGAACAGGGUUCGAUUAGAUUCUGGAAUGACUCACAUAAAAUUCAUGUUGCUGCUAUACAAAAUACGAAGCAAAUAUACUCGAGGUAAUGCAAAGGACAGCAAGCUACUAAUGUCUGUUUUUGAAGCCCUUUACUAUAAACAAAUCAGCCUUGAGCAAUUGAAUGAUAUUGCAGGUAAUCAAUGGAUUCGAUCUAUCAGAACUUUGCUUAAUAUGACUACUGCUAGAAAAUGCCUAUCUAGAAAUCCAGACGAUGUAGUUGAUUUGAUUCACAAUCAAUUGCAAGUUGAGUCUGAUGACCCAGAACUCGGUAUAUGUGACCUUACUGUCAUCAGGAACGAGGCUAGAGGGGUACUUCAGCAUCUUGAACAUUGUUCUAUGAUUCCUAAUGCCACUGAAAGGGAAUUGAAACAGUUUUUCAGUUUGCUGCAAAGGCAUGUAACUAUUGAAGACAGAAUGCAGUGGCUAGAAACGCAUCGAGUACCAUUUGUUUCCUCCGUAAUUAAAUCCUGGAUUUUAUCAUCAGUGUCUGGCUCUGAUGUACAGCAAGUUCAAAUCCCAUAUAGCACCCAAAUGAUAUCACUGCUUCUCUUUCUGCAUUCUAGAAAUAAAGGUCUUCUACAGCAAGUAAAAACUGGAGAAGGAAAAACAUUAAUUGUUGGAAUGUUAGCAGGUGCUAAAGCUCUACUGGGAUUUAAUGUAGAUGUUGUAUCUAGCAAUAGAGACUUGGCUCAGAGUGGGAUGGAGAAGUGUCAGCCUUUUUUUAGAGUACUCGGACUAAAAGCUGCUAUUAAUUGCACAGAUGAUGAUGACACUAAUCAACAAGCUUACAAAGUACAUAUUGUUUAUGGUGAUGUUGGUUCUUUUCAACGUGACGUUCUUCAGGAAGAGAGUGAACCUGGUGUGAAAGUCAACUUCAAAAAUCGAUACUCUGAACCAGAGAAAAACUGUCUUAUUGUCGAUGAAGUAGACAGUAUGUUUCUAGACAAAGCACAGCACAUGCUUUAUCUCUCUCAUGAUAGCCCGGCAUUGAAACAUUUAGAAACAUUGUUCCUACAUAUUUGGUCUGCUAUGAUCAGUGUUUCAUCUACUUAUGUUGAAAAUGUAUCCGCACGCUUAAUAGAGAUAGCAAAGCACAUGAACACUCUUAUAAAGGAUGAUACUAUACCAGUUCCUGAUUACUUGAAAGUGUUUUGUGAGAAAAAAAUGGAAAGCUGGGUGAAAAGUGCCUACCUUGCUAUGACUAUGGAUGCCAAUGACCAGUUUGUUAUUGAUCAUCAGAAGCAAGGAAAUUCUGAAGUGAAAAGGAUAUUUCCAAUUGACAAGCAAACUGGUAUUGAACAGUACAAUAUGAAGUGGAGCAAUGGUCUCUCUCAGUUUCUCGAGUUGAAAUAUCGGCGUCCAAUAUCAUCAGAAAGCCUUAAAGCUAUUUUUAUUUCUAAUAAAAGAUUUUUCCAGAAAUAUGGCAAGCAACUAUUUGGACUGACCGGAACUAUCGGAUCUAUUACAUCACGGAAGUUGCUUCAAAAAGUGUACGGUAUAAUUACAGUUGAGCUACCAACUAACAAACCGAAACUCUAUGCUCAACGUAAAUCUCGAAUUGCAACGAGUGAACAAGAUUGGUCUGCUCAAAUUUGUGAUGAAAUCUCAAUCAGAGCAAGUGAACAGCCAGUUUUGGUUAUCUGUGAAAACAUAAAGCAUUUGGAGUGUAUUAAGCGUUACAUGUUAUCUCAAGGUGCCAUCAGUGAGAAAGACAUUAUCAGCUACGCUCGAGAUGGUGACAACGUAGAAAAAAAAUUCAAACACCAACAUGGUGCAAAACCUGGUCAGAUUGUUUUAGCUACAAACAAAGGAGGUCGUGGAACAGACAUUGUAAUCAGUGAUAAAGAUGCCCCAAAAGGCCUACAUGUAAUCCUCACAUUCCUGCCAGAGAAUACAAGAAUAGAAGAGCAAGCAUUUGGGCGAGCGGCUCGAGCUGGGCAAGCAGGAAGUGGAUGCUUAAUUAUUCAAAUCAAUCAGCAAGAAUACAAAUCAAUAUUUCAAACAUUUGACACUCUCGAAGCAGCAACAGAAAUCCUUGUAGAACUGGAAAAGGCAAAACGUAAUAAGACUGAAGCAAAUCGUCUUUCUGUGUUACUAAGUGAUGGUCUUCCUAGGUUGGAAUUAGAAGAACAGUUGUAUCUUUUGUUUCAAAAAUGCAGACAUUUAUUUACAGUAGCAGUUCAAAAUUUUUCAUUGAUGAACGUGCAGGUUGGUAAAGCUGCGAUAAGUGCUCUUCUUGGGGUUGUAACUGAUCAUUGGGCCUACUGGCUAGAUUCAAUGCAUGCUCAGAUUCAUUCUGUAAGUUGUGAAAGUGAAAAGCAAUUAGUUAUCAAUCUCUUCAGCAAAGAUUUCCCUGCUCAAGGCUAUCCACUACCGUCUUCAAUAGAUGAUACCAACUUUUUUAAGCAUCCAGAGAGCUAUGUCACAUUAGGGAUUGCUCUCCUCAGAGAUAUUACUGAGAGUCCUAGUGGAAACAACAUUAAAAGUCAGCAUUUACAUGCCACAGCCCUAGCCUGUUUUGAACAUGCAGAAAAAAGUGGUGAUUUAACUGGACUUCCUGCAAUGGCAUCAUGUUAUUGCUUCAUCAAACUUAACCCUGAUGCUAGUAAAACUAAUAUGAAACAAGCUCGACGUUACUUGAAAAAGGCUAGAACUCAUUUAACGUCCUUAAAGCAAACACUGAUGGUAAAUGCUGAGGUAGGCACAAAGCUUAUUGAAAUGAUUGAUGUUAGCCAGUAUAUUCAUGAUGAUGAAAACUGCUAUACUCAUCAAGUUGAAGAGAAGAUGAAAGUCCUUGGCUUACAUCUUCAUACGGUGGAAUUACUGUUGGGCAAUAUAAUUGAUGAGCAUUCGUUUGUGAAUGAAUCAGCACUUACGGAGGAGAAGAUAUCAGAAGAGCAGUCCAAAACAAUUUACCACAAGUUGGUCACCUUAGGCUUCAUUUGUCACAACAAAGUUAGAAAAUAUUGGAAAAACGAAACUGUUAUAAAGAAACUUAUACUCGAAAAGGUUGAUGAGCAAGUAUCUGUCGCAUUAAUCAAACUAGUCUUAAAUAAACCCGUUAUCAACGAAAGUGAUUUGAUUGGUCUUGUGAACAGUUCUGAUGAAUUGUGGGACAUCAUAAGUCCAUUAUUGGAGACCUCAGUAAACGUGCGAGUAAUUUUUGCUAGCAAGGUAGAUUCAGCAACAUUGGAAGAUGAUAGUCUCAACAUAUGGAAUGAAUUUAAGAGCUCCUUUGAAACUGAUCGAAUUGACUUACCUUGGGAUGAUGAACGUACAAAUACGUAUAAGGAGUUUCUUGUUUACUUGGAAGGAAAAAAGCUGUGCACAAGCACCAAGAAAGGAUUACUUAAGCAAGAUAGCGUUAUUAUGAUGGAAAGCCUUGAGCUUGGAAAGUAUGAAAACUGUUACAUGUACAAUAAAGGACACAAGCAAACACUGCGCAGCUACCUAUUGUGUUUCUUUGAGUAUUGUCAGCAAAAUGAAGAUUGUUUUUUGCUGGAGUACAUGUUACCAUAUGGAAACAAAGCAUUUGAAGCUAAGAAAAUGCAUGCUUUUUUACAAGAGCAGGACAUUCUGAAAUCUGGCCAGCUUGUUCAGCACAAGUAUGGUGUUGGUAAAGAACUUCAGCAUGCUAUUGCUACAUCGCUAGGAAAGGAAUACUCACCUUUCCGAGUUGAUUUUAUAGUACGAAUACUUGGACGUUUACAAGGGGAAAUUCGGAAAUUUGAAAGAAAAAUGCAAGUGGACUUUGUGGACUUUAAUGACCUUCCAGAUCGUCCAGAAGAAAUUCCCGAGGAGCUGGCCUUCUUUGCUGCAUGGCAUAUGGAUCAAUUUCUGUCAAUUGAACAAGCUGACAAAGGAUAUUGGGAUUGGAAUGCAUUUGCCUGUGCUACACUUGGUAUGGCACAGGUAAUUGGUGGAGCUGCCUUGAUAAGUCUUGGUGUUACUGCCAGCAUUGGUAGUGCGCUUAUUGCAGAGGGAGUAAAUGACAUGGUGUACGCCACUAUGGCUGGAUUAACUGGAACAUUCACUUGGAAAGACUAUGCCAUACACAAAUCUAUCAGCUUAGCUCUGACUAUUGCAACUGGUGGAAUUAGUGCUCUUGCUAGUCCUGUGAAGAUUGUUUCAAAGUUAGGAUCUGCAACUCCUUUCUCGGUGUUCAUUAAAGCUACAGCUGGAGCAACCAAAAAGUUUGUAUUUUAUGCUGCCACCACUUAUAUCUCAGAUGUAGUUUUAGAAGAAAUUCAGGAACGUGUUGUGCAUGCUACAAUCGAAUCAAUUGAGAAACGUCUCAUAUCCAAGUGUAGGGAAGGACUUCACUCCCGAUUAAAGAAUCUAGCCCAGCAAGUGAACAGUGAUGAUGAAUUUCACAGCAAAUGUCAGAGGAUUGUUAGCAAUAUGAGGACUUCUUUAGGUAUGAAUACCUUACUACCAGCUGAAUUUGAUUUAAUACGAUCACAGGUUGUGUCUUCGUUGCAAUUUAACUACAAACGUAUUGCUGAAAAUCUAGGAAAUAGUAAUUCCACAACUGUACGUUUGCUUAGCAAAGGUGCAAAGGUGGCCUAUUAUGCAAACAAGGCUAUCUCUGUGGUAAAUGCAGGCGUAAAAUUAGGAGGAGCCACGGUUGCUCUGCUUGAUUUGUUCAAAGGAGACUUCAACUUACAUGAGUAUGUCCGUCAAGCUGAAGAUAUUGACGCAAACCUCAUUGAACGCAAAGCCACAGAAAUUGAAGAUUGUUUAUUACGAUUUAUUCAUCAGCAAUUGCAUGAGAAACUUAGAAUGGCAGUGCAUUAUACAGUGAAACGCAGCCUCAAAGGUAUUGCUAAAGCCAGCAAAAUUGCUUUAUCUAGUGCUGUCAAAAAAGCUUCAACUCAGACAAUCACAGACCUUUCAAUGACUAGUGUAUCAGAAAAUAACAAACAAGCAAGGGUUUCUAACUGUGAUCAAGGCCAACAAGACCGUAAAGCAGGAUUUGGGUCAGCAGAUCAUGGUCAAGUGGGUAAAAUGGACAACAACCUUGAUUUACAGCAGAGGGAUACCUUCCAGAGCGAAAUACUAGAACCAACAGUUCAAACAGCAUAUGGCAAUGAUACAAAGCUUGACGAAAUUAAGACAAAGAAAAAGUCCAAAAAGAAGAAGAAAAAGAAGAAGAAAAAGAAGAAGAAAAAGAAAUUGGAGCUUGUUGCUCAUCCAAAGGCAAUGCUCUUAACACCACCAUCUGGCCCACCACCAACGCCACUACAGAAAAUUUCCUUAGAAAUUAGAUUUUUUCCUAGUAUGGACAAGAAAUUACAACCAAUGACUGUUAGAUUUAUACGUGAUGAAGUUACUCAUAUAAAGCCUUAUGAUGUGGCAACACCCCCCCUAUAGUAUAUAAACAAUGUAUACACAGUUGUGUGAUGGUAGUAUGUCGUAGAGUGUGUGUCGUAGAGUGUGUGUCGUAGAGUGGACUGCGUGAGUAUAAUUAUGUGCAAGGUGCGCAUGUAUAUAAUUAUAUAGUCUAUAUUUAUUAUAAUUAUGCUACGUUUUAGUUUUAUAAUUCUAUAAUUAUUAUAUUACAUGUGAAAUAAUACAGUAAUCACUUUUUUGUA
Molecule: messenger RNA, 6893 nt
Organism: Halichondria panicea
Lineage: Eukaryota; Metazoa; Porifera; Demospongiae; Suberitida; Halichondriidae
Exons: 1
Coding region: 49-6672 (2207 amino acids)
Biological process (GO): protein targeting; protein import; intracellular protein transport
Cellular component (GO): membrane
Molecular function (GO): ATP binding
Source: RefSeq, a predicted model, not a curated record